Messenger RNA from Cyclopterus lumpus (lumpfish), 666 nucleotides. It is a transcript of the gene nog1, whose product is annotated as noggin 1. Bases 1 to 666 code for a protein of 221 amino acids. The transcript has a single exon. Gene Ontology annotation, biological process: negative regulation of cell differentiation; osteoblast differentiation; negative regulation of BMP signaling pathway. The record is from RefSeq and is a predicted model, not a curated record. Lineage: Eukaryota; Metazoa; Chordata; Actinopteri; Perciformes; Cyclopteridae.
AUGGAUCAGACCCAGCAGUGUGUGGCCAUGUAUCUGCUGGUGCUCUCCCUCGGACUCCUCACGGAAAGGGGGGUUUGCCAGCACUACUACCUCCUCCGCCCCAUCCCGAGUGACAGUCUGCCGCUGGUGGAGUUAAAAGAGGACCCGGACCCCGUCUUCGACCCCAAGGAGAGGGACCUUAACGAGACGGAGCUGAAGAGCAUCCUGGGGGACUUUGACGGCCGCUAUUUGUCCGUGUUGCCCCCCGCGGAGGACAAGUACACCGGGAACGACGAGCUGGAUGACUCCGAGGCGCAGAAGGGCGGCGUGCUGCCCAAAGACAUCCGCGCGGUGGACUUCGACGUCCAGUUCGGCAAGAAGCACAAGCCCAGCAAGAAGCUGAAGCGGCGGCUGCAGCAGUGGCUGUGGGCGUACUCGUUCUGCCCGGUCGCGUACACGUGGACCGACUUGGGGAACAGGUUCUGGCCUCGGUUCGUGCGCGCGGGCAGCUGCCUGAGCAAGAGGUCGUGCUCGGUCCCGGAGGGGAUGGUGUGCAAACCGGCGAGCUCGACCCACCUGACGACACUGAGAUGGAGAUGCGUGCAGAGGAAAGGGGGACUCAAGUGCGCGUGGAUACCGGUGCAGUACCCGAUCAUCACAGACUGCAAAUGCUCCUGUUCGAGUUAG